UGCCCGAGCACUUGCCGAGCAGAUUAACCGGCGAUGCAGAGGGAGGACGCCGCGACCCCGAUGGACGCCAGCCCGCCGGCUCCCAUGGCGCCCUCACCUUCUCCGCCCGCUUCCGGCCGCGGCGGGGCCGGAGCCGGCUGUCAGGCCGAGCGCGCUGGUCCGGGCCGGGGGGCCGGGAGCCGGCGGGGCUGCGCGCGGAGGCUGUGCCAGGUGGAUCACUGCCUCGCGGAUCUGACCGGCGCCAUCGCUUACUUCAGGAGGCACAAGGUCUGCCAGGCGCACAGCGUGACCACCGAGGUGCUCGUGGCCAGCAGGAUCCAGCGCUUCUGCCAGCAGUGCAGCAGAUUCCACCGCCUCGCCGAGUUCGAUGGGCAUAAGAGGAGCUGCAGGCGUAGGCUCGCCGGACACCACGAGUGGCGAAGAAGAAGAAAUCGGCCAGCAGAUGUUGCUCCACAGCUGAUGCUGCCUGGAAACCAAGAGAAUGCAGCAGGUAGGGCACAGGAUGUUGUCAAUCUGAUUCCGGUGAUUGCACGCUUGCAAGGUACUAGCACUCACCGUGCACUCAGUAUACUCUUUCACAGCUUUGUGAUUUAAUCAGUACAGAAUUUCAUUGUCGUAAUGACAGGUUCAGCACAAAGAUAGGAUGUAGCAUGACAAAUGAUGACUGCAUACUAUGUGGCUUGGUUCUUUCUUUUUGAUUCUCCUUGGAUUUCUCUGUCCUGAAGCAAUUUCUUGCUUACUUUGAGAAUGUGCAAUGAUUUAGCAGGCUGGUUGGUUGAGUAGGGUAGAGCUCCUUGCGUGCUUCAAGGGACAAGCAUGCAGUAACAUCCUAGCAUCUCUUUUUGAAAAUUUCUAUAUUGGCAGUUUGGCGCAAAUGUCAGUUUGAUACUUUGAUGCCAUCAUGUCGCCUGAAUGCCUAAAUAUGAGAUUGAGUUAUAUGAUUCUAAUUUGUUCCGCGUUAGUGUCCAGUGUUUUUUAUAUGCCUUGCUGAGUAUUUAUGCGAAUGUUUGAACUUGGUUAGCUGCCAUAGGGAUGCAAGUCCGCUAGUUUUGGGUUACUUGGUAGGCCCUAAACUUGAUGAAACGAACUAUAACUGCAUGGUUCUUAGUGAAUUUUUGGGGAGAAAUGGACUAAACUAGUUGUCUUAGAAAACACUACCUGGUACUCACUUGCAUCGCUAGCUGUGGUCCAUGGAGCAUGUAGCUUCAUAACAUUUGAAAGUUGACAUUAUGAUAGGACUAUAUCAGUUCUGAAUUCGCAUUCUUACUCCAUCUUUUCUUUCAACAUAGUUAAUCAUCAGGCCACAUGAAGGUGGCCAAUGAAGGUGUGCGCUGUUGCAGGAGGCGGGAGGUGGGUGCCGUGCGGCGUGGGACGAGGUGGAGGUGAGCCGGGCCAAGGCCGACCUCCACCGCCGGCGACCCCCUCGAGCCCUUCUGCGCGCACAACCCGACGACGACGAGGACUGCACCGUCAUCUGCAUCGAUAAGACUGACCGAGCCAUCAGCGGCGCGCGUGGCUUCACUAAUUUGGCUGCGGAUCGUGUUAGCGAAAUAAAUAUGAUCUCGCACUGUAAAUAGUCUGCUUGUUUCGGAUUGUAGUGUAUGUAUGCAUGGGCAGCUUACACGGAGGAGCUCGUGACGCAGUCUUUGCGCACGAGCUCGUGGCCGGGAAAAAUGCCAAGUCUGUUUGAUUGAAAUCCCCUUGUGUUGGGGGAAAAAAGGAAAUUCCUGUGUUCAUGCGUC
Molecule: messenger RNA, 1742 nt
Organism: Panicum hallii
Lineage: Eukaryota; Viridiplantae; Streptophyta; Magnoliopsida; Poales; Poaceae
Product: squamosa promoter-binding-like protein 15
Exons: 2
Coding region: 34-594 (186 amino acids)
Cellular component (GO): nucleus
Molecular function (GO): DNA binding
Source: RefSeq, a predicted model, not a curated record